AUGGAAAUAGACAUACUCCUUCCCAAACUACAUUUGCAAAUUACCUCUGUGUUCCAAAGGGAAGCAAUAAUCGCUGUAACAAGAGAAGCUCGGCAGCCACGCCUUCCUGCUGGCCUGACAAGUUGCAAACGGAGGCGCCAGAGUCGUCGCCCCCCGCCCCACACCCUGACUUGCCUCGGCAGGAGGCGCCUUUGGGAGCAGCAGGCUCCGAGCUGCUGCCACUCCCCAGAGACGGGGCAAGAAGCACCCGAGUCCUCUCCCGCCCGGACUCUCAGCUACCACAGCCCCACGCCCAGCGGGGCAUUUUGCGGGGGGGUCUCGGCCCCAGCCAGAGAACAGGAGCCGGGUCCCCCCUUCGGCAGGCAGGGCCGCCCCUCACCUUCACAGGUCGGGCAGCGCGAGUGUCCGAGCUGCCGCCGCCCUGGGCAUGUCCGGGAGAGUCACGGAGAGGCGCCUCCCAGGCCGGGCUUAGCUCUUUGCGGCUGCUGCUCCUGCGGCUGCCGCCGGCGCCUCGGACGCUGCCAUCUUGUCCUGGCGGCUGAGAGGAAGGAGCCCCAGCUCAGCCUGCUCAGUUCCCCAGGCCUCCGCCUCAUCUUCCCGGGGAGGGACUCGGCCCUCCCCCGGCCUCCUCCUCCCGCUGCCGCUCCUCUCUCCGGCGGCCUAGGCGCUGGGGCCCAUGGUUCACGCGGAGGGGCCCGCGGGACUCGCUGCACCUCAGUCCCGCUAGGACGAUGGCUGGGCUCGGUUCCCAGCUAUGGGGCCCUCCCUAGCGGAGACUGGGCGAGCUCUAGGCCUCCGCCGCAGCGGCAGCGCCACCGCCCGGGCCCUGCCUGCCGCGCUGCCGCCGCAAUCGGAGCUGCUGCCCAGAGCCCGGGCCCUGACCCCCGCUCAGCCCCGCCGAGGGAUCAGCCUCCCCGCCUGCUGCCCCGGUUCCCUUCCGCGCCAACCCCUCUGCCAGGCUCCUUGCUGGAGCCCAGGGAAGAGGCCCUUGCUCCCGCCCCUAGGAGAAGGUUGAAUCUUUCCCUUUUCCCCUCUUCGGGAGCCCCGAAAGCCCCUUGCUCCCUCUGCAGCCGCGGGUGAGCCCCUUGCCUGCAGGGGAAGUGCAAAGUCAAACUCCCUGGUUCAGCCAGGGCCCUCCCCCGGUGCAGUAACGCCUAAAUUUUCUAAUCUAGCGCUCUUUCUAGCUGGGGCUAUUAAACUCCUUCACAAAGGGGAGUAAACAUCAUUGGCUCCAUUUUACAGCUGAGGAAACUGAGGCACGGGAAAGUGCAAUGACUUUCCUGAACUUGUGUGUCGGGUCAGUGGUGGAGCCAGGAUUAGCACACAAGUCUCCUGGUUCCAGUCCAGUGCUCUUUGAAGUAGGUCACACAGGACAGGCUGAAAUGCCAGUGUGAUAUAUCUACUGUUCAUGCCCAGACUGCUGCGGGGUGGAGGAGGACAGAUUUGUGCUCACUCUUUAGGGAGCCCCUGACAAAUCUGGGUACCUUCCCCUUUACCACAGUCCUAACUGUGGCAUCUUUCCCAUUCCCACUCCUCUGGCUCACAGAAAUAGAGCUCGGGGGAGGAACCCACCGAUUUUUGGCUGGGGGGAAGUUUUUUGUUGUAACUUCAUUUACAUCAAAAUGAUACAUUUGGUCAAAGCAGGAAGCAUUACUUAAUGUCUGGUCCAAAUACACAGACAGUGGCAGGACACCUAACAGGAAUGGCCAUGCAGAUGGUGGUAAGGACAAGGGAUGGAUUCUCGCAACUUACAAGCUCAGACAAGAAGAAGAUGCAAUGCAGGGAGUUCCUGAGUUGUUUAAACCAGCACUGCUGCUUUAUAAGCUUCAAGUGUUCAUGUUCUGUCAGAGACUUCCCAUAGAAAGCAGCUCUCAGCAGCCAGGAGGGUCCACUGCCAAUCACCAACUGCCUUGGAACCUUCUGGCUGCACUAUUCCAUCCCUUCCUGGUUAAAUAGAUCCCUGAUGGCCAGAGAAAGAGAAGUUACUUACACUGUAGCAUCUAAAGUUCUCUGAGAUGUGCGGUCGAGAUCUAUAUUCCACUGGUGGACGUGGAUGUGCAUGUGCUGUAGGCACCUGAGACUGGAAGAUUCUUACGUAGUAGUGUCUAUUAAUCUGCACCUACACCCUUCUCAUGUUGCGAACCAAGAAUAUAAGGGGCAGCAUGGACAGACCGCUUCUCCAAUUCCUUCACCACCACGGACCAAGGCAGAUGGGAAGGAGGACAGGUAGCGGAAUACAGAUAAGGACCACACACCUCAAAUUACUUCAGAUAUUAUAAGGUUUGAUGUCCAUCCGAAUACCAACUGUGAAAUGGAGAGUGUGGGGGAUGUUGGACCUUGCCAUGUCCUGGGUCAAGGACUCUGGAAAGAACUGGAUGCUGAUGGAUGGACAGAUUGACAGGUGAAAAAGGCUGGAAAAUGGGAGUCAUGAGAAUGAUUAUUGCUGUAUCCUGUUGGAUCUUCUAUACAACUUGAGAAAAGAGUGGAAUGAGUGGAAAGGCAUCCAUGAGAUUAGCAGGGCAGUGCCCCAUAAGCCCUGACCCAGAGUCCCUCUGGAGCAGUACAUUUUGCAUUUCCUGAUCGCUUGGGAUGCAAAGAGAUCCUAAUACAGGGCUCUCCACUAAAUUGUGUAUCAUGGUCGGUCAAGAAAUGUCCAAUGAGGCUGUCUGCUGAGAACUGUGUUUUCCCAGAAGUCAACUGCUGAUAGGGUAGUCUCAUGUUGAAUGCCCCAGAUUCACAGACUGGCUGCUUCUAUGUAGAGAGGAGUGGGUCUUGCCCCUUCCUGCUGCUUGAUGUAGAACACUGUAGUUCUGUUAACCAGCAUCACUAGAAUAUGAUGGGAUCAUAUAACUGGUAAAAAAGCUUUGCAGGCUUCCUGGACAGCUCUCCCUUCUAGUAGGUUUAUAUGCAUUUUAGCCUCCUGAGAAGUCCAUAUGCUUUGUGCUGUAUCCAGGUGGGCACCCUAAAAAGUAGGAAUGCAUCUGUGUUCAGCAUUCUCUUUAGUGUGGGAGGGAGGAAGGGGACCCCCGCCACACACACACACACACACACACACAUAUCGUUGUUCACCUACCACUUUAGAGAAUCCUUCAGUCUGGGGGGGAUCGUUACUACUGUGUCCAUGAUGUGUUUUCUUGGCACACAAUCUGUUUGAAGCCAAGUUUAUAGACAUCAGAGAUGAAACCUUGCAAAAGAUGUCACAUGGGUGCAUGACACUAUGUGACCCAAGAGGAUAAGGCAGAAACAAACCGAUGUCUGUGGACUCUUCUCGGUUGAUUAAAUUGUUCAUUGACUGGAAUCUGUCUAAGGGAAGAUAAGCUUUUGCCCUGACAGAGUCCAGAGUUGCUCCGAUGAAUUCUAUAGUUUGUGUUGCAGACAAGAUAGACUUUUCUAAAUUCAUACAGUUCCCCAGUGAUGCCAGAAGACUCAGCAGAGAUUAAGUUGAUGUCAGAACUUUCGACCAGAACUUGCCUAUCAAGGAUCAAUUGUCUACAUAAGGAAAGACUAUCGAGCUGUUGUAACGGACACAUGCUGCUUCUACUGAGAAUACUUUUGUAAACAUUUGGGACUGCUUGUGAUAUUUCCACCUCAAUGCUGAUAUAUAUACCCAAGAAACAGGAGGGUUGCUGUUGAGUCUUUUAUGCUGUGUCUCCACUACUAGCUACAGGUUUCAGGUUCAGGCAAGUACAUAGUCAACUAAGCCAUGUCUCCGCUACCCAUGCUACCAUCCCCACACCACUCGUGCUAGUUCGAUGUCAGGCACAUGGAAUGCAUGCGUAAGACACAUAAGGACCAGCAUUAGAAGAACCUUCUGAUCCCACUGUUAAAGUAAUAUCACCAAAACAUUCACAGGAGAGAGCAAAGCAAUAUUUUUCCCACAUGACAAUAGCAGCACUUUCUCUUGCUCUCACAGUUCCUGACACAAUCACAGGAAUGCACACAGGAGGGCAUUUUACCUCUCAUACCACAAUUACCUUGAAAAUAUCAGUGGCUGGCUGCAGGACUAGCCAACUGCUGCAAAUUGGAUUCUUGACUCUGGUGGUAACACUCAGCCCACACAGGGUGAAGAGGCAGUAAGAAGGAGCUACUGUUCCUCCAAAUAACAGCCAACCCCAAGGUAAAAUCUUGGAUUAGAGCAAGUAACUGAGUUUUACAUACUUAUGUUCCCUUUUUUCAUUUAAUGUAACCUGCAAUCUAUACACGUAGCCAGUCUAUGCAAACAUGCGUAUCCUUUUACUCUUGUCUUCUCCCCACAACACACUCCAUUUUAUUUGCAACACCCUCAUGCAUAUUUAUUUCUCAGAAAGGUACACCUGUUGUUGAAAAUGAAGAACUUGUAAGCUGUAAAUAAAAAACACAAGAAUGCAAAGCCAAGCUCCCACAUAUUAACUACAUAGGUUUUUGAAUCUGCCCUUAAAUACUGACACGUUUUUACUAAUUUACUUACUUUUUAAGCACUUGAUUUAUUAAAACUUUUUGACUGACUCAGUGUGAAUGUGCUAAAGCUUGGUUGAAGCUGAAUUGUGCAGAUCUUCUAAAAAUUUACAGUAUUCUGAGUUCAGCUGUCCUGAGUUCAGUGAUUUUUUUUUUUAAUCUCAGUUUUCCACCAGUUUUGAUGCCACACACUGUGAUAUGACCUCCUCAUAAACAGAUUUGGAGUCAAAAUCUGGAUUUUAAAUACUAGAAGAGAAGGAAGGAACUCAGGAUUAUAAAGCUCUGGGCUUACCUUUGAAUUUUAGAUCAGUCAUUUUGGCUAAGUAAUGGAAAGUUUCCAAAGCUUCUCUGCAUUGUUUUUCAAUGUUGUCCUUAUGUUGUUCCAGAUUUUUGUUAAUUAGAUCAAGCCAGAUUUCCACUCAAACUACAACAGUAUAAUCAUGAGUAAAUAAUCUGUCAAAUCCCUCUGAAACCUCCUUCAAUUGUUUUUUUUUAAACAUAAUGCCUUUCUGUAGAGUCCUUUAUUGUGUAAAGUAUGUGCUGUGUUAUGACUAAAGGCCGCCUUGUGUACAGUGCAAAUUUCAUCAUACUUGGGACAGCUGAACAUAAAUUGAAGACACAGUC
Messenger RNA from Chrysemys picta bellii (western painted turtle), 5058 nucleotides. The record is from RefSeq and is a predicted model, not a curated record. NCBI's taxonomy places the organism in Eukaryota, Metazoa, Chordata, Testudines, Emydidae.